AUCGGGGCUCUCAGUUUACAUUAUUCAUACGGAGGAGGGUGUGACUUGUUGGCUCUUUAUAAAACGAGAACUUCGCGUAAAAGAAAAUACAGAUGGAGAAGGCUAGCCGGCUCGCUGUGUCACAGAGAGUCCCCUUAAGCCUACGUGACAACUCACAUACUGUCCCUUUGUGACCAGCUUAAUCGGCAGAAUGCCCGGUCUCUGCGUGCUUUGUCUCGUCGCUGCGCUGGCUGCGUUCACCCGGCUCGCCGGAACCGUUGGGCCGGUGGUCCGAUGCGAGCCGUGCGACGCUGGGGCGCUCCUGCAGUGUAAGCCCCUGCCGAAGGACUGCGCGGAGCGAGUGAGGGAGCCCGGCUGCGGCUGCUGCAUGACGUGCGCCCUCGGUGAGGGACUGGCUUGUGGAGUGUACACGGCGCGCUGUGGCUCCGGCUUGACCUGCCAGCACCGGCCGGGGGAAAGCCGACCCCUGCAAGCUCUGCUGGAGGGUCGGGGAGUGUGCUCCAGCGCCGCGGCCAAAAAACUCAACAGCAUUCUCAUACCGGCGCAAAAGCAAGAGAACGCUGGAAAUCUUAUAGAAGAAGACUGUGCCAACGUUACCGCGACGAUGACAGUGUUGCCUGGACUGGCGACCGUGAAGGCUGGGCACAGUCGGGGGUCGAUGGACAUCAGACCCCCGCUGCACAACAAAUUGAUCCAGAAAGAUCAGAACAGGAAGACUCAGGGCUACAAGGUGGAAUCGGUGUCAGGAGGAGCCAAUAUGGACAUACACAACUUCUCCCUGGAGAACAAGAGGGAGACCGAGUAUGGGCCGUGUCGGCGGGAGAUGGAGAGCAUCCUGAGCAGUCUUAAAAUCAGCAACGUGCUCAACCCGAGAGGCUUCCGCAUACCCAACUGUGACAGAAAGGGCUUCUACAAGAAAAAACAGUGCCGUCCAUCCAAAGGCAGGAGGCGGGGCUACUGUUGGUGCGUGGACAAAUACGGGCAGCCUCUGCCCGGCUACGACGGCAAGGAGCAGACGGAGAAGAAGUGCUUGAGCCUGGAGAGCAAAUGAGAGGACGGAGGGACACAAGUGGACGGAGAGAGGAAGACAGAGAAUAAGGGGGGGGGGGGGAGAGAGAAAGAGAUGAUUUUGUUUUCUUGCAUGUAGUUUUAUGUAAACACUCGGAGGGACUCUGGACCUUUGAUUUCAGGUCCCAUUUCUGUCUGAGAGUUAGGGGGAGAAG
Molecule: messenger RNA, 1223 nt
Organism: Perca fluviatilis (European perch)
Lineage: Eukaryota; Metazoa; Chordata; Actinopteri; Perciformes; Percidae
Gene: igfbp3
Product: insulin-like growth factor binding protein 3
Exons: 4
Coding region: 191-1051 (286 amino acids)
Biological process (GO): regulation of insulin-like growth factor receptor signaling pathway
Cellular component (GO): extracellular region
Molecular function (GO): insulin-like growth factor I binding; insulin-like growth factor II binding; fibronectin binding
Source: RefSeq, a predicted model, not a curated record